GGAGUAUUUAGCUUCUGCCCUGCAGAGAAAUUUUUCUUUUCCAGAUGAAGUUCACUGGCUGUUUGGGAAUAAUGGUUUCCAGUUUGAUUCUGUUACUGGUUUGCUCCUUCACCUGUGUGAGCAGCUGUAAUUUACGGUGUCCAGACAAACCUGUGAUAACUCCAUCCAGCCUGGUGGUGAAGUUCGGUGAUCCAACCUCUGCUACAUGUGUAGCCUGUCAGCAGGCCUGUCUUCCUUCAAAUGAAAGUGUUAUUAAUAUGGAAACUUCUCUUGGAACUUCAGUCAUAAAUGGAAACACAGUGACCUGGACAGUGGAACAAAUGACUGUGUGGGAUUUGACUCCAAAAUGCUACUAUACUAAUGAGAAUGAUCAGUGUUGCACCAACCUGAACGUUAUCGUCUACAAACCUCCAGAAAGUGUGUCCUUCAGCUUUAACCCCUCUGGACCUCUGACCGAGGGUUCAGAGGUCACCCUGCAGUGUGAUGUUCUGAAAGUCGCUCCUGUUAAAAACCUCAUUGUGACCUUUUACAGAGGUCAGACGUCUGUAGGUGAAAUGAGAAGCAGCAAUACCAAGAAGGGACCAGUUAAUGGGACAUUUUCUUUGAGCUACAAGACCAGCAAAGAAGACAAUGGAGUCCAGUUCUGGUGUGAAGCCAAGCUGAACCUGGGAGCUGAAGGGCCACAGCCCCCUCUAGUGGUGAAAUCAAAGAAGGCCAAUCUCUCAGUUCACCGGAACGAAACACAAGUAUUUGUGAAUAUUUUUCACAAAUUGCCCGGAGAAAAAAAUAAAAUAAAGAUGCUUUCCAGUUUUGUUCUGCUGGCGGCUUCCUUCACCACUUUCCUCUGCUGCGUGAGCAGCUGCAAUUACAGCUGUCCAGAUAAACCUGUGAUAACUCCAUCCAGCCUGGUGGUGAAGUUCGGUGAUCCAACCUCUGCUACAUGUGUAGCCUGUCAGCAGGCCUGUCUUCCUUCAGAUGAAAGUGUUAUUAAUAUGGAAGCUUCUCUUGGAACUUCAGUCAUAAAUGGAAACACAGUGACCUGGACAGUGGAACAAAUGACUGUGUGGGAUUUGACUCCAAAAUGCUACUAUACUAAUGAGAAUGAUCAGUGUUGCACCAACCUGAAUAUUACCAUCUACAAACCUCCAGAAAGUGUGUCCUUCAGCUUUAACCCCUCUGGACCUCUGACCGAGAGUUCAGAGGUCACCCUCCAGUGUGAUGUUCUGAAAGUUGCUCCGGCUAAAAACCUCAUUGUGACCUUUUACAGAGGUCAGACGUCUGUAGGUGAAAUGAGAAGCAACAAUACCAAGAAGGGACCAGUUAAUGAGAUAUUUUCUUUGAGCUACAAGACCAUCAAAGAAGACAAUGGAGUCCAGUUCUGGUGUGAAGCCAAGCUGGACCUGGGAGCUGAAGGGCCACAGCCCCCUCUAGUGGUGAAAUCAGACAAUCUCACUGCUACAGUUUAUUAUGGACCUGAGCUGAAGGUUCCGGCUGAUCCAGCUCCAAUCAGCAUCAUCAGAGGAGAAACUCUCCAUUUGAGCUGCUUGGGUGAAGGAAACCCCAAACCUCAGUACAACUGGACGCUGCCGUCCAACAAAGGCCACAGCAGUGAGAACGAUCUGAGAAUCUACUCAGUUGAUUCUCAGGAUGGAGGGCAAUACAUCUGCACCGUCAGCAACACCGUGAACUCUGUCAGUGUUACAUUUGACGUAACAGUCCAAGAAAACUUCAUUCCGUACAUAAUAGGUGCCGUAGUAAUUGCUGCAGCUGUGAUAUUGAUCAUCGCAGGAGUCAUCUACAGUUUUUAUUACAAACGGCACAAGAUGGGAGAAUACCGACCAAAAGACGCUCUCUGUUUGGACGCAGUGCAACACAGCAAUCUUUCGGCGCCGUCGUCCUCCGACUACUUCCUGUCGUCUUCUUCGUCUUCGUCAUACCGGGAUUUCCCAAAACGCGUAAUCUGUGUCCCUCUGAAACACGGCCUCCAAUUCCACUUUCAAUUUCAGCUUCUUAAAGCGAAACGCCGCGGUGGGAAACUACAGAAGUUUCUUUGCGCCUCCCUCCUCGCGCUGCGUCUCGUGAGUGCGAAGCUUUUUGCGUUUUCACUUCAACUCCGCCGUCGGGCUUUUCUCCACCUUUUUCUGCGACCGGAGAGUCGAUCUGAAAACUCGAGGGUCAACAUGUUCCCCUGCCUGUUUCUGCUGAUUUCUUUCCUGAAUGUGCUGCGGUGGCUCCAUGUGUCCGCGUGCGAUUACAGCUGUCCAGACAAACCUGUGAUAACUCCAUCCAGCCUGGUGGUGAAGUUCGGUGAUCCAACCUCUGCUACAUGUGUAGCCUGUCAGCAGGCCUGUCUUCCUUCAGAUGAAAAUGUUAUUAAUAUGGAAACUUCUCGUGGAACUAAAGUCAUAAAUGGAAACACAGUGACCUGGACAGUGAAACAAAUGAAUGUGUGGAAUUUGACUCCAAAAUGCUACUAUACUAAUGAGAAUGCUCAGUGUUGCACCAACCUGAACGUUAUCGUCUACAAACCUGCAGAAAGUGUGUCCUUCAGCUUUAACCGCUCUGGACCUCUGACCGAGGGUUCAGAGGUCACCCUGCAGUGUGAUGUUCUGAAAGUUGCUCCGGCUAAAAACCUCAUUGUGACCUUUUACAGAGGUCAGACGUCUGUAGGUGAAAUGAGAAGCAACAAUACCGAGAAGGGACCAGUUAAUGGGACAUUUUCUUUGAGCUACAAGACCAGCAAAGAAGACAAUGGAGUCCAGUUCUGGUGUGAAGCCAAGCUGGACCUGGGAGCUGAAGGGCCACAGCCCCCUCUAGUGGUGAAAUCAGACAAUCUCACUGCUACAGUUUAUUAUGGACCUGAGCUGAAGGUUCCGGCUGAUCCAGCUCCAAUCAGCAUCAUCAGAGGAGAAACUCUCCAUUUGAGCUGCUUGGGUGAAGGAAACCCCAAACCUCAGUACAACUGGACGCUGCCGUCCAACAAAGGCCACAGCAGUGGGAACGAUCUGAGAAUCGACUCAGUUGAUUCUCAGGAUGGAGGGCAAUACAUCUGCACCGUCAGCAACACCGUGAACUCUGUCAGUGUUACAUUUGACGUAACAGUCCAAGAAAACUUCAUUCCGUACAUAAUAGGUGCCGUAGUAAUUGCUGCAGCUGUGAUAUUGAUCAUCGCAGGAGUCAUCUACAGUUUUUAUUACAAACAAAACAAGAUGGGAAAGUACCAGCUAAAGGAUGUUUUCCGUUUGAGCCCAAUGCAUCCCACUACAGUUCCUCUUUGUUAGUGAAAUCAAAUCCUCUGGAAGGAGUUAAAGAUUCGCUGCAGAGCCUCUGAUCUGAGUCAGGUUGGUGCUGCUGCAGGUUUUUCCUUUUCCCGUCAUGGACAUGAAAUACAUUCCACUUUUUGAAUGGAAAUAUUCGCUUCCUCCUAGAUGGUUUCAGUGUUGUGAGAAAGUAACAGGAACUCUUUUUAUCUGGAGGUUGCAUGUUUUACUCAAACUACAAUGGAUUACAGUUAUUUCCUCCUAACUAUUUGUACUUUGUUGGAUUCUUAAUGAUGAAGGUAAAGGGACACAGUCAUUACCAAAACUGUCAAUCCAAUGUGAAAACUCAUAGGAAAUUGUUUAUAGUUUGAACUAAGCUCUCAUGCCUAACUUGUUCCAGUUAGAUUUUUUAUAAAUACAUAACUCAUGAUGUCUCGCACCACUUACCAUAUUUAUUUUUGUGUUUCGUUGCUUACCAUUUGCAAGCUCGCCUAUUACCUCUGUUCCUUUAUGCUCUGCUAAAAUGUAUUCUAAUGCAACUGAACUCUUAAAAAAGUUGCUCUCAUUUGCAUGCUUUAGUGAGCUGGACGUCAGAAAGCAACUUUUCUUAUCAAGAAUAAGUUCUUUUGUUGUUGUUUUUACUGUGAUCACUGUAAUGCACUACAGGACUGUUGCUAUGCUUUGAUUAAAUCAGCUGGCAAAAUGCCACAGACAAAGUCUGUGCUUUUAUUUAAGGCCAUAUUUAACUCUGUGAUGGUGCAACAGCAAUGCUGGAAGUGACUAAAUACAUCCGGUGGGAAUUUAUCUCCCUGUCUCUGCUGAAUUUCCACAUUCUCACUUCUUGUCUGCUUCUCAUUCAGAGGUCAUUGUAUCGGGAACAGUUUACCAUCAGCAUUGAAAAUGGUAACAUCUUAAUAGUUUCUAAUUCCUUGGUGAAACAUCGGCUGAAAUAAAAAUAAAAUCUGAACACUGAGGUAUCCCAGCCCACUCUGUUGUGGCGAAUUAGUUUUCUCUGCUAUGCAAAUUCAUGUUUUUCUUGUUUAUAGUCAGAGAAAUUCUGCAUAGAUGUCUAUAUGUGGCAGGAAUCAUUCAUUUUAAUUUCGCUGUCUUUUAAAAAUCACAAGCAAUUCGUUCAUGGAGACGGGUUGCUGUUUACAAUGAGGUGGGAGCUAAGAGUCAAAGCGCAUAUGUGUUUCUAUUUCAUGCUAAAAUCACAGCGCCUUAUAGUGGCCUGGAGUGACAACUACAGCUGACUCGGUAUCCGCGGUGUGGAACUUUUUCCCAAUCAAUAUCCAAAGAUACCGGAAGUGUCCAGGUGGCGGUCUUGCAUAACCGUACUCUAUGUUUAGUUCAAAUGGUUAGGAUAUGAGUUACGGCUCAAUUUCAGUCAUAUGAUACAAAAAUGAUCAAAUUCAGAUUUCAUUCCUCAUAAAAAUUUUUUUUUUUCUAUAAAAAGUGAAAAUUUAGCGUCCUGCUGGGUAUUUGGAACAAUUUAUGAUGCCAGAGCGCUUGUGAGCAUUUUGAUUAUUAUUCAGAUAAAAAAAAAGUGUAUUUAUAUCUGAAUUAUUGUUAUUUGACUUGUAGGUAAUUUGAGAGGGAGUGUGAAAAGGAGAGGAUUCAUUUGAUGAAGACCUUUAACCCUCUAUUCACUUACGCGAUUUUCUGGUUCUUUCAGAGGUUGCUGUGAAUUUAAACAUUUAUAUGGAUUUUCUUUUGCUUUUCUUGU
Molecule: messenger RNA, 4986 nt
Organism: Poeciliopsis prolifica (blackstripe livebearer)
Lineage: Eukaryota; Metazoa; Chordata; Actinopteri; Cyprinodontiformes; Poeciliidae
Exons: 14
Coding region: 45-3281 (1078 amino acids)
Biological process (GO): cell adhesion
Molecular function (GO): integrin binding
Source: RefSeq, a predicted model, not a curated record